CUUAUUAUAGGUUAGCCGCAUUAAACUAGUAUUUUCAAUUAACUAAUUUUAUUAUUUUUAACUUGUAUAUCUUAAAACACAACGUCUAAAAUUACGUAACAGCUUAUCUAGUAACAUACUCGUACAUUUCCUACUCAACGCAUUGACAUGCGUAGUUACAUCAGUAAUUAACCUAACUGUUACGGUGCUUCGAAUAGUUUGAACCAAAGUUUAAUUUAAAAUCUCCAUUUACAAUGGAUGCUAAUUAUGAUAAGAGAAUCGCAGAGCUCAAGAGUAAGAUAAAGAGCUAUCCAGACUUCCCUAAAAAGGGUAUCCUCUUCUGGGACAUAUUCUCAGCCAUAUCCGAUGGCGCCACAUGCCGGUUACUCCAGGGCCUGCUAGCCGACACAGUCCGCAGCAGGUUUCCAGAUAUAGAUGCAGUAGUGGGGCUGGAGUCCCGGGGCUUCCUGUUCGCGUUCUCGCUAGCUGCGGAGCUUGGGGUGGGGUGUCUGCCCGUGCGGAAGAAGGGCAAGCUGCCAGGAGAUGUGGUGUCGUAUAAAUAUGAUUUGGAGUAUGGAUCAGAUAUUCUGGAGAUCCAGAAGGACUCGGUCCGUCCCAGCCUCAAGUGCCUCAUCGUAGAUGACCUCAUUGCCACUGGCGGCUCCCUGUCUGCGGCUGUGAGUCUCCUCAAGACCACAGGAGCUGAGGUGUCCGGAUGCUUGGCGGUUCUGGAGUUGGUGUCGCUAAAUGGUCGCAAAAACAUUCCUCAAGGUAUACCUGUGCAUUCUUUGAUCAAGUAUGAUUAGCAUUUAAUAAGGGAGUAUUUAAACUGUUAAUAAGAACAGCUAGAUAGGCCUAACUAUAGCUAUCAGGAUAUUUAUUAUGUAUAUAUGUACAUACAUGUUUUGAUUGUAAAUCAAAUGUUUGUAUACCAAUCCAACUAUUCCAUAUGGGGUUCGAAUUGAGCUGCAACAAAAGCAUUUCGAAAUAUUUUUAUUAUAACUUAUAGAGAUAACAUAUAUUAUACAAAAUAGUGAUUAAUACUUUCACGAUUUUUACUCAUUAUUACAACGACGGGACUUAAUUUUGCGUAAAACGACGUUGUGAAUAAUAAUGAGAUAAGUUGUUCCCAUAAUAUAGCUUUUUGUUUUACUAAUCACAAUAUUUUACAAGAGAAACACUCCUUUUACUAAUUAUAAGUAAUAUUAUGUAGAUAGAUAUAUACACACUGCAGUGUUGCGCGGCUUUCAUUACGAACUUGGCCCGACACACUGCCGUGUCUCGAUCCAAAAUUGAAUGUAAUCAUGUUAAAUAGUAUUAAUGUUAGGGAUGCUUAUUUAAAAUAAGCAAAGUUUUAAGUGCAAAGUGCAACUAAGUACAUCUGUAAAAUAUAUUUAUCAAGGAUUAGAAAAUUACUAACUACCUAUGCCACUAUUAAAGUUUAUAAAACAAAAGGUUAAGAAUUAUGGCUGUCUGUCAGAGGGCUGUGCUCUAUCUAUAAACCAUUAUAACGGUUAAAAUUGCAAAGUGUGUAUUUUUACCACUUACUGUCCCUAAAACAAAUAAUGAUGAACAAUAUCAAUAAUUAAAAGUGGUGCCAAUAUUUUAUUGCGUCGAAAUGGCAUGAUUUUUUUUUACUGCUAAAUUUUGUACAAUGGUAUGACCCUUCGUGUGCAUAUCGGCCUAGCGCCGUGCUCGUUUUUUAAGUAAGUAUUGUAGGUUCAAUUGUGAUUUAAAAAUCUCAUCAUUCCUAUUGCUACCUAAUAAUUUAAGUACAUAUUGUACCUAUAAGGAAGACGAUUUAUUAAAUAAAAUAUUUGUAUUGUUUUAA
This is a messenger RNA of Cydia splendana, 1810 nucleotides long. It is a transcript of the gene Aprt, whose product is annotated as adenine phosphoribosyltransferase. The coding region runs from base 234 to 785 and encodes 183 amino acids. Gene Ontology annotation, biological process: AMP salvage; adenine salvage. The transcript has 3 exons. NCBI's taxonomy places the organism in Eukaryota, Metazoa, Arthropoda, Insecta, Lepidoptera, Tortricidae. Gene Ontology annotation, molecular function: adenine phosphoribosyltransferase activity; adenine binding; AMP binding. Gene Ontology annotation, cellular component: cytoplasm. The record is from RefSeq and is a predicted model, not a curated record.